Pteronotus mesoamericanus is the source of this 744-nucleotide messenger RNA. Its product is annotated as cryptic protein-like. Gene Ontology annotation, biological process: nodal signaling pathway; anterior/posterior pattern specification; heart development. Lineage: Eukaryota; Metazoa; Chordata; Mammalia; Chiroptera; Mormoopidae. The record is from RefSeq and is a predicted model, not a curated record. The transcript has 7 exons. Gene Ontology annotation, molecular function: nodal binding; activin receptor binding. Gene Ontology annotation, cellular component: extracellular region; cell surface.
AUGGAAAGGAAGAACGGGCCGCUCCCCGAGCGAGGGCUGGGAGCCGCUUUAAAGUUGCUGAAGCGGGAACGGCGCCGUCGAGUUUUUCUUUAAAUUUCUAGGCUUCUGUUUGUGAUCGGUUUGGCGUUGCAGACCAUUCCUUUGGGAGACAGCUGCUGGGGGGAGGACCAUGAAGGCGGCGGUGAGGAAAUCAGCAACGCUACAGACCAGAGGCUCCCGCGGAAAACGUUCAGCGGGACGUGGCCCGGUUUCCGGGGCGCGAACGCGAGCGCGCAGGACCUGCUUCCCCACGUGGGGGCUUCGCGAGGAGAGCGUGCGCUCCCGCGGCCGCUCUGCUGCAGGAACGGCGGCACCUGCGUGCUGGGCAGCUUCUGCGUGUGCUCCGCCCACUUCACCGGCCGCUACUGCGAGCACGACCAGAGGCACAGCGAGUGCGGCGCCCUGGUGCACGGAUCCUGGACCUUCCGCGGCUGCCGGCUGUGCAGGUGCGUCUUCGGGGUCCUGCACUGCCUCCCCCGCCAGACACCCGGCCGCUGCGACCGGAGAGACUUCCUGCCCUCCCGCUCGCCAGGCCUGCCCGCCGGCCGCCUGCUGCUGCUCCUCGGCCUCCUGCCCUGCCUCCUCCUGCCCGGCGUGGGCCGCGAGGCUGAGCCCGCCGCCCGGCCCGUGGGGACCCCGCGCGGAGCCUUCUCCCCACAGCGCCCAUCCCUGCCCCUGGGACCCCGGCUGGCAGACGCCCUGUGA